Mobula hypostoma (lesser devil ray) is the source of this 2920-nucleotide messenger RNA. It is a transcript of the gene rrp8, whose product is annotated as ribosomal RNA processing 8. NCBI's taxonomy places the organism in Eukaryota, Metazoa, Chordata, Chondrichthyes, Myliobatiformes, Myliobatidae. The record is from RefSeq and is a predicted model, not a curated record. Gene Ontology annotation, biological process: cellular response to glucose starvation; regulation of transcription by glucose; rDNA heterochromatin formation. Bases 115 to 1611 code for a protein of 498 amino acids. Gene Ontology annotation, cellular component: chromatin silencing complex; nucleolus; rDNA heterochromatin. Gene Ontology annotation, molecular function: methyltransferase activity. The transcript has 7 exons.
GUGGGACCUCCCGGGCUGAGGAAGAGCUGUGGCGGAGCUCUACCCGCUUUGAACCACGCUGUCUCGGAUUUGUGGAUCCUGGACUUUCGAAUCGAUUGGCUGAAGCGAGACGGUAUGGGCAUGUUUGAGGAGAGUGACUGGAAUGAUGAUAUAGAGGCCAGGGCUCUGACUGACGCCAUCUUCCACAGGCAGUCACCCUCUUGCUGUGUCAGUAAACAGAACAGCCAGAGUCGGAGGAGGAAGCGGGCGCUGCUGAAAACGCUGCGGAUCCUGAGGGCCGCGGGUACGGCCCGGUACGAGGAGAGCCCGGGGGCAGCGCGGCCUGAGCUGGAGCGUGGCCCCUCCGGGGAGCCCAGGCUCAGCAGGAGGAAGCGCUGGAGUCGAGGAGAGCAGGAGGUCGCCGCAGAGGGGCUAGGAGCAGAAGCAGCAGCUGAACUGUGGGGAGGGGGGGAGGAGUUGGGCCAGCAAGCAGGAGGGGAUGGGUCCAACAGCGUCCGGGGGACGAGGGCCGGAACGCUCACCCGGAAACAGUGGAGGAAUUGGAAGAAGAAUCAGCGCAGGAGCAAGAACAAGUUCCGGCCACUGGGAGCCGGGAACAGGGAGCAAGUGAGCGUCACUGCCCGUCCUGGAACACGGGAAGGAGGAGGGCAUGACGUGGCAGAGGGAGCGAGGUGCCAGGCCCCUCCAGGGAAGCGACAGAAGGAGGAGGGUGGCGAUGAGGGAGUGGGGUGUCGGGCCCCUCCAGGGAAGGUGAAGAGACAGAAGGAGGAGGGUGGGAAGGACCCUGCUGCCCCCCAAAACCAAGGGGUGGGGGUUAACGAUGGGGCAGGGGGAGCAGUAGCUCGGCCUCCUCCCGGGAAGAGGAAGGGGAAGGGUAAGAGUGGGAAGGCGUCGGGGGGAGAGGCUGUGGAUGGGGACCAGCUACAAGGGAGCUCACCCGGGGACCGCUCCAGCGCCCUGAGGGAUCGGAUGCAGCGACGGCUGAGGGCUGCUGGUUUCCGACUCCUCAACCAGCAGCUGUACACGACGAGCAGUGCAGACGCCCAGCGGCUGUUCGAACAGGACCCCAGUGCCUUUCACCUCUACCACCACGGCUUCACCGCCCAACUGGAGCGGUGGCCCGAAAAUCCGGUGCAGCGCAUCAUCCAGUACAUCAAACACAGGCCACGCUCUGCCAUUGUGGCUGACUUCGGCUGUGGAGACUGUAAGAUCGCCCGGAGUGUGGGCAACACGGUACACUCAUUCGACCUGGUGGCGCUCAACGACCUUGUGACUGCCUGUGACAUGUCGAAGGUUCCCCUCGCCGAUGCGUCAGUGGACAUUGUGGUCUUCUGCCUCUCCCUGAUGGGCACCAACCUGGUGGAUUUUCUGAUGGAGGCCAACCGUGUUCUGCGAGUGGGGGGAAUUCUGAAGAUCGCAGAAGUGGCCAGCAGAUUUGAAGAUAUUCGGAAUUUUGUCAGUGUUCUGGCACGUCUCGGCUUUAAGCUGCUUUCAAAGGACACGGAGAACCGCUACUUCUACAUGUUUGACUUUGAGAAGACCCGGUCGCCCAGUGAGGGAAGUACUCUCCCUCAGCUCCAGCUCAAGCCCUGCCUCUACAAGAAGCGCUGAGACACGUCAAAGGGCCAACGACCAUCAGGGGCAACUAGCCAGGCUGGCUGAACAGGAGAGGGACUCGGGUCGUAUAGAAACCGGACUGCAGGAGAAGAAAUCUCAUCUGAGAUAUUUAGUGCCUUAUGUGCUGGCUGAUGGAGGAGUGAGUGUGUGAGGCUGUGGCCUUACACAAUCCCUGCAGUCUGUGGUUGUGAAUGAUUUAAGCACUUUGUGUGAAUCUGAAUCAGGCCUGAACCCAUGCAUCUGGAGGUCAAACCCACCCCGCAUGUAGCCUCUCUUCCUCCCUCUCCCUCCUCUCAUUCCUCUUCCCCCCUCUCUUCCCCCCUUCCCCCCUCUCCUCCCCCUCUUCCCCCCUCACCCUCACGCGCUCUCUGCCCUCAGCCCUCAGCCCUCACUCUCGCUCUCUCAGAUAUACACACGGACAGCAAAUGCAGGAGAUACAGGAGGAAGUUGGUUCUGAGGUAGCCUGUGAAACCCAGGGAAGGGGUUUUGGGGGCAGGUUUCGUGUCCCUCUGUUGCAGGAGAGGAGAGGAGAUGAGGAAGGAGCGUUGCCUGUGUUUCGGGAUCUGGGCAUCACUGACAGCUGACGUUAUCCAUCUAUUCUGUAUUUCCCUGCGGUCCGUGUGACAAAGGUGCUCCUCACAGGUCCCUGUUGAAUCUGGAAGACAGACAGAGCCGUUCAGCCCCCUGCGGAACGUGCCCCACGGUGCUGUUGGGAGAGAGUUUCAGGGUUUACAACUUGUGAUGGUGAAACAGUGGACAGACUGUACUGCGUAAUGGGAGCACAGGGGUUGUAUCUCCUGAGUCACAAUCCUCCAGAAAGCAGUCAUCCCAGCCCGUGUCAACAAACAUAAGUUCAAAAGUGAAUAACGGGGAGACACGAGAUGACAGAUGCUGCAACCUGGAGUGGGGGGAAAGAUGGAGGAGACAGGAACUGCUGGAUGCCGUCAGUGGGUCGGGCAGUGUCUGAGGGGGAAGGAGGGAGGAAUUGUCAGUGUUUCGGGUUGUUCCAAGGUAGCACGGUGCUAAUACUGAUCGGGGCAGAGUUGGGAGUUUGUACGAGAGCUGUGGUUUAUCCUGCAGUCCAGUGACGUACCAGUUAGGUGGUUUGGUCGUUGUAAGUUGUCCCGUGAUUAUGCGGGGUUUAAUCGCUGGGUUGGCUCAUUGUACCAGAAGGGACUGUUCCACACUGUAUCUCGAAAUACAUUUUAAAAGAACACAAACUGAAUUUUCUCCACAGGUGCUGCUGAACCUGCUCAAUUCCUCCAGCAGCUCACUUUGUAUAGUUUAAAAAAAAUAAAUUUUG